AUGCCAAAUCUUUUCAGUCUCCUGAGGGGGAAUAGGCGUUAUGGAGCCCUCUUCACGACUGUCUUGGUGUACUUUGUAUUUCUGUCGUUUCAAAUGCUUUUAUAUAACCAGCCAAAUGUUUCAUCCAAUGUUUCAUCCAAUACAUUGAUAGUUUGUUUGUUGGUAAAACAACACCAAACUCAAUGGUCCAGCAGCAGCUGUGUAAUAUAUAUUUAAUCUUAUCGUCUGUAUUGUAAGAUAUUCAAUUAUCCUGCCCAAGUAAUUUCUACGUGGCUACUAGUCUAGACUCUCAGCCACCAAACCCCCCCAUCACACCAAUGUUGACUGACAACUGGGGACAUUCAUUGUCCCCUCCCUCCCUGCCUCUAUUUUCUCCAAAAUGCGAACACUAGCUACCACAAAUCCCCCCAAGAGGAGAUUGCCCUUGGACUUUUAGCUCCACCGUCAUUGGGCGGUUCCCUGGCCUGGAUCCUGUUGUGCCCUGCAUGUGCAGCCAUGUGAGCAGCUGCUUAAAGCACAUGACACCUCCCACCACACCCUGCCCCUCCCCUCGCCCCCUCACUGCACUGCUUUCUCUGUCUAACUCUGUUCGGGCACCAAUGGACACACAGCUGGAUCGCUAUCGACCGAAUCUCUCUCUAGUCGGACGUGUUUGUCUUGAGUUCUGCUACUCAGUUUGGUCCUUGUUUGCCUACCACGACACCACGUCAGCAUGAGAACGCUACUGGACAGCAGCUGGAUAAAGUUUGGGCCAGCCGGCAGAGGGUCCAUUGAUUGGGUGACUGGGUCACCUUCUCCCCCAAUGGUGGAGAGACAGUUACAGGGCUACAACUGGAAUGAGCUGAGCCUCGACCAGGAAGUGAGGUCAGAGCUGCUCCUCUACGUGGUCCUCCCCGUCGCCUCCCUUCUCAUGCUGGGCCUCCUGGUACUCCUGGCCUACUGGAGGUUCUCCCCUCCAAAGCUCAGCCUGGACCUCCAGGACCCCGAGAGCAGCGUUGAGUUCCUCUCCUCGCUCACCAGCCACGGCGAACGCCGCACCAGCACCAGCUCUGACAUGUCGGACAGCUUUGCCUCCACCCCCUUCGAUGUGUAG
Salvelinus sp. IW2-2015 is the source of this 1093-nucleotide messenger RNA. RefSeq names its product small integral membrane protein 28-like. The record is from RefSeq and is a predicted model, not a curated record. Lineage: Eukaryota; Metazoa; Chordata; Actinopteri; Salmoniformes; Salmonidae.